Molecule: messenger RNA, 921 nt
Organism: Episyrphus balteatus (marmalade hoverfly)
Lineage: Eukaryota; Metazoa; Arthropoda; Insecta; Diptera; Syrphidae
Product: augmin complex subunit dgt5-like
Exons: 2
Coding region: 1-921 (306 amino acids)
Source: RefSeq, a predicted model, not a curated record
AUGAUCGAGCGAGUUAAACCACGUCAAGAAGUUCAAGUUAUUCGUGAAAAUAUUCUCAUACGAAAAAUGGACAAACUUAAAGAUCAAGUUGUUCCUGCCUGCAGUCGAAGCUUCUUGCCUAAAGAAAUGCAACAAUGUCGUCAAGCCAAAGUCGAUAUGCUUGACUUAAAGAGAGACAAAUUGAAGCAAGACUUGGAAAAGGAGAAAUCAAAUAAGAAGCGUAUAAUAGCAACAAUCCCUGUGAAGUUGACCUCGGCAAAUGCUAAUGAAAAUGUUGCUGCAAAUGCCGUUGAAGAGGCUUACAAGGAAUUGGAUUUUUUCUAUACAUUGGUUUUGAAUAAUUCUAAUCCACACAUCGUCCAAGAAGCCAAAGAUGAUAUGUGGCGUAAAAUGCGAAAACUCUUCACCAACAUACCCAACUUUCUCAUAUUCAAUUCCAUAUUAAAAGUUAAAGAAGAACAACUCCAAAACAUCAUGACCCUCAAUAAAACACCCAAAAUCCCAUUCAAAGAAAAUCUCAAUGCCUUUGAUUUGAAACUGCUCAAAGCCAAAGCAUCCAUUCUCGGAAUGGCAGCCAACUACAUGUCCGCACGCCAAGAAAGCCAUUCUCUCAAUCAACGCUUUUCCCUCGCCUACACGCAAUUUGUCGAAGCUGUCCAAUGUAAAGUAAAUCUCUUCAAUAUCGAAACUGACGACGAUAUCGAUGACAUCAUUUCCAAUUACAUUGUACAAUACAAUACACGAGUAUUCAACAAAGGUCAAAACGAGUAUAUACUAGCCCAGAUCGAAUUGUGCAAAGCACAAAUCGAAUGCGGCACAAAACAACUCGAAGACCAUGAAAUUCUGCUCAAUUCGAUAAAAAGGAAAAGAUUCUAUUUUCAAAUAACAUGCUGCAGCAUCUCCACGGAGAUAUGCAACUAG